AUGCUGACUGCAGUUCGCCAACUAAAUGUAUCUAAAUUGCCAGAAAUCACGAGAGUUCGUAUGAUUCCAGACGGUAUACCACCAUCACCACCAUCGUCAGGAAAGCUAUUACCAUCGAGUAGGGGUAUUCAAACACCCACAAAGAUUAAAUUGAAUUUACAUAAUGUUAAACAAAUUCCAGUCAAACACCCAAAUAAACUACUGACUUUUUGGAGUAAAUUACCAUUAAAACAUAAAAUUUUGAUUGGUAUUGGAUUAUUUAUGGUAAUAUGUGCUAUAGCUAUUAUUCCGCCGGUUGUUGUUGCUACUUCAAGAAUAAUAACAAGUACAACUGCCCCAACAACGACGACAUAUGCAUGUGCAUCUACUACGUGUUUAAAAUCUCUUACAUCGUUUCAUGCGAGUACAAUAGCAUUUUGGCUAUUUGAUUCAACCUUCAAUGACGUUAAUAAUAUUUAUACUGGUUUUGGUUAUGGAUCACCUUCUUAUUCUAGUACAUAUGCAUACCUUGGACAAGCUAUUUAUCUUACUGGUUCAAGUUAUGUUUAUGUCAGUACACAAUUUAUGAAUUUAACAUAUCAGAGUUUUACAAUAGAAGGAUGGAUAUACCUGGCAUCUGUUACUAGUGAACGUGGUAUAUUUGGGCAAUGUGCAUCAUCAACAACAACUAAUCAAUGUUUGGAUUUAAGUGUUAAAAGUGGACAUUUACAUAUGGGUUUUCAAAAUGAUGAUAUUAGUGGAGCCACAUUACUUGUUACUAGUAAAUGGUAUCAUGUAGCAUUUGUAUACGAUUCAAGUUCAUUACAACAAACAAUUUAUUUGAAUGGUGUCCUUGACGGAACAACAGCUGGAAGUGGAACAAGCUCAGGACCGUAUUUAGGGACAAGUGGCUCUACUACUAUUGGCUUGACUGUUUCAAGUAAUUAUUUUUCCGGUUAUAUUGAUCACCUAAUAGUAACAAGUGGUGCUAAAACCGCUUGUCAAAUAUUAAAUGAUGCAACACUAACAGCUUAUUAUCCAUUUGAUAGUGGUUCAUAUUAUGAUUAUGGAAUUAACUAUCAGAAUGGGAAUGGAAAUCAACUAACAAGUGUAACGGGUCGUGUAAAUCAAGGAAUUUUAUUUUCAGCAACAACGUCCUAUUUUCAAACACAAGGAUUUACAGCUACAGCAGGAUACGCCGCCAGUCAGCCAUUUACAAUUGCUCUAUGGGUUAAACCAACAAGCGUUGUUGGUGGUACACUCGUCCAUAUAUCUACUGCAGCAGCUGGUACAACAUCUGGUACCUAUAACGCAUGUUUUGAUCUUCUCGGCUUAACAAGUGGUGGUUAUUUAAUUGCACAAAUAUUUACAACCACAAGCUGUUGUUAUUCAUCGUCUACAACAGCUAUAACUGGACCAUUAUUGUCAGUUAACGUAUGGACACAUAUAGUUGUUUCAUAUAGUAGCAGUAAUGGAUUAAAAUUAUAUAUUAACAGUACAUUGAAUUCUUUUAGUUCAUCAUCACUUGCAUCAUUUCCAACUUCAGUGUAUACAACACAACCUUACGUGACAAUUGGAAAUGCAAGUCCAUCGGGUACAGCUCCUAGUUGUAUUACAUCAACAAGUUCACCGGGAGUAUUUCUAGGAAUUAUCGAUGAGUUAUAUAUUUAUAGCCGAGAACUUACAACAACAGAAAUAUGUGCUUUGGCCAAUCCAUAG
Didymodactylos carnosus is the source of this 1698-nucleotide messenger RNA. Lineage: Eukaryota; Metazoa; Rotifera; Eurotatoria; Philodinida; Philodinidae. The record is from the annotation of a GenBank genome assembly.